AUGCGCAUUCCGCCUUGGAUGUGCCGCAAGGGACUUCGCCAGAACGAGUGCCCGAUGUUUCACUACGGUGUUGGCAUUCCCGUCGAGCGGCUCAAAGCAUACGGCAUCAGGCAUGGGUUUAUCCCCCGCGACGAGGCACAUAUUUCCUUGGUUGUCAUCAGCUCCCUGGACCUGAUAGUCAAGGAUAUCGCGAAACGCUGCAACGCCAACCUGUAUCGUGCUAAGGUCGCUCACUAUAGCUAUACCAAUGCGGUGGCCCUCUACACGAACUUCGGCAAGUACUUGGACCAUCGUUCGGAAGAGGAGGAUGAGAGGGUCAUCAGCUUCAUCAAGGCCGAGCUUGAGCUCCCAUCCGAUUGUCGAGCCCUUUGGUACUGGGAUACUCGUACUCCAAGAACAGUGACUGAAGAGACGGUCUCGAUUCCCAAGGCCAUCGAAUUACGCAUGCAGCGCUUGAAACUAGAAAACGGAGAACAAACCAUGGAGUUUGAGUCCGUAGACGAGGAGAUCAUACAAAGGCUCGCGUUCCUCGUAUUUCGCCGUCUUCAGUGCUCUGUUCUGUCUGCUAUCGACGAUCGUGUUCCGUCUUCGCUCUCCUAA
Molecule: messenger RNA, 600 nt
Organism: Punctularia strigosozonata HHB-11173 SS5
Lineage: Eukaryota; Fungi; Basidiomycota; Agaricomycetes; Corticiales; Punctulariaceae
Exons: 3
Coding region: 1-600 (199 amino acids)
Source: RefSeq, a predicted model, not a curated record